Molecule: messenger RNA, 381 nt
Organism: Peronospora matthiolae
Lineage: Eukaryota; Oomycota; Peronosporomycetes; Peronosporales; Peronosporaceae
Source: the annotation of a GenBank genome assembly
AUGGAGGUGGAGGAGGAGGAAAGACGCUCUCCACACAAUCAUGUGAAUCGGUGUGUUCCCGAGAGCUUCUUUGAUCGCGUAACGCAAGGGUUACGCGACGAUCUCGAACAUGAGCGGGACAGGCGUCUCCAAAUGGCGGACACUGUCUUGAAGCAUCGAGCUGAGUUUGCCUUUGCUCAGCUUGAGAACGAGAGAUCUCUGACAUCUCUCCGUGACGAUCUAAGCGUAGCUCGUGGGAUUGUUGAUCGGUCUCGGGAUGAGAUAGCUGCUCUUCAUACCCUUGUUGAUGCCCACCAUCGGGAGCACAAGGCUCUCUGCGAGAUGCUUGAGCGCAAGGGCGUUCUUCAUCGGAAGAAGCAGCGUACUGAUGGUACGGCUUAA